Kogia breviceps (pygmy sperm whale) is the source of this 1526-nucleotide messenger RNA. It is a transcript of the gene SBDS, whose product is annotated as SBDS ribosome maturation factor. The record is from RefSeq and is a predicted model, not a curated record. Lineage: Eukaryota; Metazoa; Chordata; Mammalia; Artiodactyla; Physeteridae. Gene Ontology annotation, biological process: ribosome biogenesis; cytosolic ribosome assembly.
CGUUACUGUGUCGCACGCAGCUGGGUGCUUAUAUCGAGGCUCAGUUGGCCCUCAGGCCGGCAGCGCCGGUCUGCCUUGGUUUGCCGGGCCCAAGGUCUGUGAGCGGCCACGAUGUCGAUCUUCACCCCCACCAACCAGAUCCGCCUGACCAAUGUGGCCGUAGUACGAAUGAAGCGAGCCGGGAAGCGCUUCGAAAUCGCCUGCUACAAAAACAAAGUCGUGGGCUGGCGGAGCGGCGUGGAAAAAGACCUUGAUGAAGUUCUACAGACCCACUCAGUGUUUGUAAAUGUCUCUAAAGGUCAGGUUGCAAAGAAGGAAGAUCUCAUCAGUGCGUUUGGAACAGAUGACCAGACUGAAAUCUGUAAGCAGAUUUUGACUAAAGGAGAGGUUCAAGUGUCAGAUAAAGAACGGCACACACAGCUGGAGCAGAUGUUUAGGGACAUUGCAACUAUUGUGGCCGACAAAUGUGUGAACCCUGAAACAAAGAGACCGUACACCGUUAUCCUUAUCGAGCGAGCCAUGAAGGACAUCCACUAUUCGGUCAAACCCAACAAGAGUACAAAACAGCAGGCUUUGGAAGUGAUAAAGCAGUUAAAGGAGAAAAUGAAGAUAGAACGUGCUCACAUGAGACUUCGGUUCAUUCUUCCAGUGAAUGAAGCGAAGAAGCUGAAAGAAAAACUCAAGCCACUCAUCAAGGUUAUAGAAAGUGAAGACUAUCAUCAACAGUUAGAUAUUGUGUGUCUCAUUGACCCCGGCUGCUUCCGAGAAAUUGAUGAGCUCGUCAAAAAGGAGACGAAAGGCAAAGGCUCUCUGGAAGUACUCAGUUUGAAAGACGUGGAAGAAGGAGAUGAGACAUUGGAGUGACGGUCAUCAGUCUCUUCCGCUGUCAAACACUAAAGCCUUUUCACUUCCCACGGCCCCGUUUUCUUUCAGUGAUCUGCCAGAUACUUGCUCAGAUGAGUUGACAUUUUCCAUCUUUGGGGCAAACAUGUAACAAAAAGACUUUCCUAAGUAAGUAUUAUAAUGUGGGAUUAGUUUCGUUUUAAUUAUCAAAUGGGGUUUUAGGCAAAAGUGGAAUACAGAGUCCAGAGUAGCAUUUUGUUACUGCCUCAUGCCUUUGAGCUUUCCAGGGUGAAAGUUAUUUGAGACAACUCUGGUGGAUAAAAAUUAAAUUUUGUACGUUACAAGAAAAUAACUUUGGGAGGAUAUAUCUGUAUGACAGAAAGGGAGGAUUUGCCAAAAAGGAAACGUGUAAUGUCUUAUUUCUACUUAAUGAAAUGUGUGUAUAGGGGUAACUGUCUCAUGACCUAAUACAAAGCUUGGAUGAUGACUUCUUGAUUUUCUGAAAAAUAGAUAGAGGAUGACUGUGCAGGACUUCAAUAAUAUUCAUCCAUCAUGCUGCCAUAGCCUAGAUUAUUCUUGGUAAAAAAUACAGCCAUUUAUUGCUAAUCCUUAAAGUUUAUAAUAUAUAUUACUAGAGUUGAAAAUAUAUGUAAUCAAUAAAACCACUGUUUAUUUUUGUUGAA